This is a messenger RNA of Salvia miltiorrhiza (redroot sage), 2633 nucleotides long. Its product is annotated as peptidyl-tRNA hydrolase, mitochondrial. Bases 1556 to 2137 code for a protein of 193 amino acids. Lineage: Eukaryota; Viridiplantae; Streptophyta; Magnoliopsida; Lamiales; Lamiaceae. The record is from RefSeq and is a predicted model, not a curated record. Gene Ontology annotation, molecular function: peptidyl-tRNA hydrolase activity. The transcript has 8 exons.
CUAAAAUACACAUAAACUAAAACGUCAUAGUUUCAUUUUCGUUUUUUCUCUUCAUCGUUCUUAAAUUCCUCUUCAAGGUUCUUUGGCGAGGCCGACACCUCGUCUGAUCGACGCUGCCUCCAACUCUGAACUGCGGCGAGGCCGGCGCCUCGUCGAUCCUGCACCACUUUCUCCUGACUUUUCUCUCUCUCUCUCUCUAUCAUCGUCCCUUCUCUCAAUCUCCAUAAUUCCAGAACAUACUCACAAAAGAAUCUACUCCAAGUUUCUACCUCAGAAAUCGCCGCCGCCGCCCCUGCAAUUUUCGGCGAAUGGUCGGCUCUUCCACGCCCCUAACUCCAUCCCUCUCUCAAUUUAUAGAUAACUCAUCCAGUCAAAAGUGAUUUCACAAAAAAGCCAUUUUUUCAUUUUUAACUUUUUGUGCGUGGGGAAGCUUUGAUCUGUCGAGAUUUAGUUUUGUAAGUUUGAGGUUUGAGAAGAAGAAAGAUGAGGUGUGGUGGAAGUGACAGAUCUAUUAGUUUGAGGUUUAUUUGUUCCUAUACUUCACUUAUGCAAGAUAUUAAAAUUAGGCGUUGUGGUUUUGCUAAUGUCUUAAGACACUCUCACUGCAUUAGAUAAAAAACUGUAAGAACCUACUUUUAUUUAUAUCGAAUUGAAAAAUCUUGUUAGGGUUUGAAAUUUCAGACGCUGCCGAGCGUCGUCGUUAAAGAUGGAAAUGUUGCUACCGCGUCGAAGAUGAUGAUGCCGACGCGAUUUGAAAUCUGGCUUCGUCUUCUCUCAAGAUUAUUCGCGCGAUGAGUUGAACUUCAUGAGAUCUAAGUGUUCUUCUCUCUGGACUUUGGAAAUUUUUUAAGCGCUAACGUUUACAAUAUUUGAUGUGUUAUUUCAUUUUUUUUUUCAUAAGACAACAAUUUUUCCAUGUAGAUAAAUAAGUCCACGUAGACAAGUCAUGUAGGAGCUCCGAUUAUCCACGUCAAUUUUCGGGAGCCAGAUAAUUUUAAUAGGACACAUGGACAUUUUUGAAAAUUCGCUAAAACGAUGGAACAUAAAGUGACUUUUACCCGUAUAAUAAUAUAAUCAAUCUACAAUUAUAUUUAUUUGAUCAUUUUAUUUUCUACUUUAAUCAUACACGUCUCAAAAAAACAAACAAAAAAAAAAUACUAAUAAUUGAAUCUUACAGCCUACACCGCCGUUUCUCAACUCAGCUAUAUCCACUCUUGCGCCGGUGCUCCCUCUUCUCUCCGACGCGUCGCCGCCUUUGCUUGCUGCCAGCCCCUCCUCGUCUCUGCUGCCUGACCUCUCUGCCGGCGCCGCCUCCUCCCUCCUGUCUCCACCCCGCCGCAGGCCCGCAACAGACCAGCAGGCAGCAGUAACCCGCGGCAGAGCCUGCGCCGCAACCGCACCGCCCCCACCUCUCAUUGCUCUCAAUCUCAACUGCUGUGCCGUCGUGUCGCCUAUCGACGUUCGAAUUCAAAUUUUUCAUUGUCGUGGACUCGUGGUGUUUUUGUGACGAGAGAAAUUCUGGUUUCGAUUUAUGAAUUGUGAAACACAGUGAAUAAUGCUUCUAAGGCAGAUUCCGAGGCGCUGCAUUUACACUGCCGCCGCAUCCCCUGAACCGCGGCCUUGGCUUUUUGUGGGUUUGGGCAAUCCAGGUGAUAAAUUUAUGGGCACCAGACAUAAUGUGGGUUUUGAAUUCAUUGAUGCAUUUGCGAAAUCACAUGAGAUAGCGAUGGACUCUGUCCACUGCAAAGCUAUAUUUGGAAAAGGUUUCGUAAAUGGGGUUCCAGUUUUCUUGGCUAAACCUCAGACUUACAUGAACUUAAGUGGUGAAUCUAGUGGUCCUCUUGCAGCAUACUAUAAGCUUCCCCUUAACCGAGUUCUAGUGCUUCAUGAUGACAUGGAUUUGCCUUGCGGAGUUCUUCGUCUGAACCCCCUGGGAAAUCAUGGAAGACAUAACGGAAUGAAGAGCGUGAUCUAUCAUUUCCGUGGGAAUAGAGAAUUUCCUCGUUUAAGAAUUGGUAUUGGAAGGCCUGCUGGUCAAAUGGAUCCAAAAGCAUUCUUACUCCAAAAAUUUAAUGCCAGAGCUCGAGAGAGGGAUGGCAGAUUGAUGGUGCAUUACAAGAAGGUGUCGAUGCUCUAACGCAGGUGUUGUCCAAAGGCCUCACGGAGAGUGCACGAUGCUUCAACAAAGAGCAGAAGUACAAACACUUGAGACUACAAACCAUGCCCGUAUGACAGAGGUACUCAAGCUGAAUUUCUUGAAUGCGUUAUAGUUUUCUUUCAAAACCUUCGAAUCGGAUAGUAGUAUGACAUGCCACUGCUCGUUUUCAUCUAAAUGCAUCAAGAAGCUUUGAGGUUUCAUUCUGAAACUUACUUUUUCUCUUGAAUUUUGGGUCUGCUCAUUCAAGUGACUGCUUCCAUGAGAUGAACUCGCCUGGCAAUGUGAUCCAUCGCUGCAGACUUCACUGCGGAGCCAAGAGGAGGAGAGGUGGAAAUCAAAUCAAGUCAAAUGAGCUGCUGUUGAUGCAUGCAGAUUAGUCACAUCACAUAUAUUACUUUCUGGAAUAUCGUGUUCAACUGCAAAUUUUAGAACCAGUAUCAUCAUCCACGUUCAAACAAAAAACAUCUUACCUUUA